This is a messenger RNA of Mandrillus leucophaeus (drill), 1651 nucleotides long. RefSeq names its product solute carrier family 35, member E2B (gene SLC35E2B). Gene Ontology annotation, molecular function: antiporter activity. NCBI's taxonomy places the organism in Eukaryota, Metazoa, Chordata, Mammalia, Primates, Cercopithecidae. The record is from RefSeq and is a predicted model, not a curated record. The coding region runs from base 1 to 975 and encodes 324 amino acids. Gene Ontology annotation, cellular component: Golgi apparatus. The transcript is spliced from 7 exons.
AUGGGAACCCGGGGUGGAGCCCGCUGCAGGUGCGGGAGGGGUGAUUCUCCCUCUUGGCUUUGGCCCCUUCCUCCUGCAGGCGCGGUGCAGAUGCUGUCCACCACAGUUAUCGGGUGUGUGAAAACCCUCGUUCCUUGCUGUUUAUAUCAGCACAAGGCCCGGCUUUCCUACCCACCCAACUUCCUUAUGACGAUGCUGUUUGUGGGUCUGAUGAGGUUUGCAACUGUGGUUUUGGGUUUGGUCAGCCUGAAAAAUGUGGCGGUUUCAUUUGCUGAGACGGUGAAGAGCUCCGCCCCCAUCUUCACAGUGAUCAUGUCUCGGAUGAUUCUAGGGGAGUACACAGGGCUGCUGGUCAACCUCUCCCUCAUCCCAGUCAUGGGCGGGCUGGCGCUGUGCACGGCCACUGAGAUCAGCUUCAACGUCCUGGGGUUCUCGGCCGCGCUGUCCACCAACAUCAUGGACUGUUUGCAAAAUGUUUUUUCGAAAAAGCUUCUCAGCGGGGACAAAUACAGGUUCUCGGCCCCGGAGCUGCAGUUCUACACCAGUGCCGCCGCGGUGGCCAUGCUCGUCCCGGCCCGGGUCUUCUUCACGGAUGUCCCAGUGAUCGGGAGGAGCGGGAAGAGCUUCAGCUACAACCAGGACGUGGUGUUGCUGCUUCUGACAGAUGGAGUCCUGUUCCACCUUCAGAGCGUCACGGCCUACGCCCUCAUGGGGAAGAUCUCCCCUGUGACAUUCAGCGUCGCCAGCACCGUGAAGCAUGCCUUGUCCAUCUGGCUCAGCGUCAUCGUUUUUGGCAACAAGAUCACCAGCUUGUCAGCAGUCGGCACAGCCCUAGUGACAGUUGGGGUCCUGCUCUACAACAAGGCCAGGCAGCACCAGCAGGAGGCGCUGCAGAGCCUGGCUGUGGCCACCGGCCGGGCCCCAGAGGACACGGUGGAGCCGCUGCUUCCACAGGACCCCAGGCAGCAUCCCUGAGAGCAGGAAGCUGCCAGCUGCUGCUGUUCUCGUGACACUGCAUCCCCCGGAAACGGAUAGGGACGCCCUCCUCCAUGGCCCUGCUGGGGUGCUGGACACGGGGAGCUAAGUCAGCCAUUCCCUGAGGUUUUCUGGGUUUGCCAGUGAAGACCAGCGGAAACUCAAACUGGGGAUUCCAGGUAUCAGCUUCCUGGAGUGGAGACCAGAGCCCCCUGUCAGCUGAGCCCAUGCCCGUGUAAUGUGAAAACAGCCUCUGCGGCUCCCAUGCUGGGGGUGCCCACUUCCUCUCCGGGUAGCACCCCAGGGUCCACCGGGAGCCAGGGCUGGGUCCAGUGCCAACGAGAGCUGCUCCCCGCUACAGCCAAGAGAGCACUCAGCUUCCCACACCAGCCAUCGAAGGCCCUGAGCCCUGGACUGGCUGCAGAUUGGCCCUGGGCAUGAGGCCACAGAGCAGGGCUGACGGGCAGGGACAGAGGGCCCUGGAAGGAGGGGUCUCCUGCUGCCACAGUGGGCAAUCAGAACUCCUCACCUGACCCACCAGGGCUGUGGGCAUCCUCAGACUAUCCCAGAGUCAUCGCGAGCCUCAAGCUACAGCAUUGCAUGGAAAUCAAGGGCUAUGACCACGGAGGCCAUUCCGUCGCUUCUGUGAAGAGGAAGGCCCCCGUACCCCUUCCAC